GGGCGAUACGCUCACACCAAAAGGCUGAAACAGCCCUUUGCCCAACAUGGUCAAAAAGGCGGCUACAAGAGAACUGUUUUCUCAUCCCUUUCCCUCACUCGUCAUCUAUUGUUAGAAAAGAAGCAAAGGGGCGCCAACGACCUCCAUAAGAUCCUCGCCGCUCGCUCCAAACCUCUCCUUCACAAGCAUCCCUCUUACCGCUAUCCGUUCUGACCCAGCAGUCAUCGUUCAAUAAAGUCAUCCAUUCCCCAUUUCUUUUGCGGAUCCUCUACACUCCACUACCCUUCCAUACAUAUCCUCCACAGCUUCACAAAAUGUCUGCUAGUAUCCCAGCCGGUUUGUUGAAGGAGCUGCACGAAGACGGAGAAAGGGUCCUCAUUGUUCCCAUGGGAGGCGUGGAAUUUGUCGCGUUCAACACCAAACCAGCCAUCGGCACCAUAGGCCUCAACUCCUGUUCAGUCGUCAUCAUAGCCUCGCAACACGGCGCAAUCCUCGCACACAUUCCCCCUCGGCUGCAUCUUACAUCUGACGAUCUGCAUGAGGGCGACAGAAAUGUCCGACGAAUGAUGGCCUUAGUGAAGGCGGAACAUGACCGCUACAAGCCGUUGGGCUGGUUCCCGGACAAUGAGACGGUCAUUGUUUGCGCGUGGUUUCAAGGCGCGCUGGCGUUAGAGGACCAGGUGCAAAUCAUGUAUGAGUCUCUGCAAGAGCUCGGAUGCAAGCCAAUGUUCCAAACCUACGAGGUACCGGUUGAUCAGAGCAGGCGGGGUCAGGGCACAGUGCUCGUCACCUCACUGACACGAAUGUCCAAUGGAAAGCCUACGAUAUAUAUUCAAGAUAGACCGAUGCAAGCGUGA
Molecule: messenger RNA, 857 nt
Organism: Aspergillus calidoustus
Lineage: Eukaryota; Fungi; Ascomycota; Eurotiomycetes; Eurotiales; Aspergillaceae
Source: the annotation of a GenBank genome assembly